GAACAGUUCUUCUUCUGCUUCUGAGUACCUUUUUUCUCCCGAUAAAUCCGAAUCCAGUCAAACUCCUCUUCCAACUGUUCAAUCAUUUUUUAUUUUAUUUUAUUUUUUAUUCGAACCCUUUUCGUUUCAGUCCACAUUAGAUAAAAGAGAGAAAGAAAAUUCUGAUUUCGCCUACGUAAAAUUUCCAAAACGAAAUCAAACUGUUCCUCUAAAAAGCAGCGAAGUAUUAUUAAGGUAUAUUCUUCUUCCGCAGAGAGAAAUCCCCCCUUCUUGCAGACGUAAUACGUGCAUAUGUGUUGUGAACCCGGGAUUUUCUAGGGUUUUGAAUCGCCAUGAGGAAGAAGCUUGAUACCCGUUUCCCAGCCGCUAGGAUCAAGAAGAUUAUGCAAACUGAUGAAGACGUGGGAAAGAUUGCAAUGGCUGUUCCCCUUCUAGUAUCGAAAGCUUUGGAAUUGUUCUUACAAGAUCUUUGUGACCGGACUUACGAUGUUACUGUUCAAAAGGGUGCAAAAACUGUUAAUUCACUACACUUGAAACAGUGUGUACAGAGCUUUAAUGUGUUUGAUUUUCUGAGAGAUAUAGUAAAUAGGGUUCCAGAUUUAGGUGGUUCAGAAGCUGUGGUCGAGGGUUCUGCUAGGAAAAGGAAAACUUUUGAAGAUGAAGGUAACAACUGUGAUGAUGAAACCAAGAGGAGCCAUGUGGUUGAGAGUGUGCACACCAGUGGGAGGGGGCGGGGAAGAGGAAGAGGAAGAGGAAGAGGCCGUGGAAGACCUCGAGUGUCAGAGAAAGAAUCGACAAUGCAUGAUGAGAAGUUUGAAGAUGAUCCUGACGGAUUCCAAUUUAAUGGAGAGAAAAUAAGGAGAAACUCAGAAAGUCUGGAUGACGAGUCAUUUUCAGAUGAUAGAAAGGAGUCUUUGGUAGGGGAGACUGCUCAAGUGCCAGGUAGAAACUUUGAUCUUAACAUGGACCUAAAUGAUAAUACAGACAUAGUUACAGCAACUGGUGUUCCUUCUGCCACAUUGUCCAAGCCUGUAGCUGAGUCAAAAGAUGAAGAGUAUCCUGGUUGGUCUGUUGCUGACAUGAAGUCAAUGGCUAUUGAUCCUCUUCACUUUGCGAAUUUGAAUCAGCGGUUUGAUGAGGAAGAAGAAGAUUAUGAUGAUGAUGGGUAAACUCUUAUCUGCUGGUGAUAUAUACACAACUUCUCAAAGUCGAUAGUUAAUAAUCCCCAGUCAAGUUACUGUAUGUUGACUCUCCAGAAGAGAAGAAAAGUAGUCAAAUGCUUUAGGUGAGUAGGAAUAGAUGUUAUUCAUAGGCUUUUUGUUUUGUAGGUUUCAACAUACUCCCUAGCAACAGGUCUCACAGUGCUGCCGUCCGCCCCUGUCAAGUUUAACCAUGUCUCGUUAGCUUUUCCUGUAAUUAUGAAUUACAUUGGUUAGAAUCUGUCAUUUCUUUAAACAAAGUACUUGCUGAUGACAAAAAAAGAAAAUCAUCUGACUGUGCCAACCGCAUUUUUUCAUGAUUGCCAUGUUGUUCUGCUUUGGGCUGUUGUCUCUACUUUCUGUUCUCGUCUUAACUUGUGCAGUUCUCG
Oldenlandia corymbosa var. corymbosa is the source of this 1588-nucleotide messenger RNA. NCBI's taxonomy places the organism in Eukaryota, Viridiplantae, Streptophyta, Magnoliopsida, Gentianales, Rubiaceae. The record is from the annotation of a GenBank genome assembly.